AUGGCCUCCCAUAUGUCUACCCAUGGUGUAGCCAGCAUGGUUCCCUCAGAAUUAAUACCCCACACUCGUGCUGAGCUGGCUGACACUCGACGCCAAUGCACUGAAGCCAAGGAGCAUAAGAAGGAGGUUAACAAAGAGAAAAAGAGACAGCGAAAGGAGCAGCAGCAGCAGGCACAAAGGAAAAUUGCUGCUCUGGAGGAUGCAAGUGCACGAGAGGAUAAGGCAAUCUACUCCCUUCAUCCUGAUCUUGAUUUGAUGAAGAAAGGCUUACCUGCUCCUUCCCGCCACUCUCCAUUGAGUAUAUCAGCUGAGCUUCCUCCUGCUGAUGAACAGGGGCCAGAUGAUGCUGAAUCUAUGGACGAUCUUCCACCGGUGUCUGUAGUGGCUACGUCUGAGUCAGAUGGUCUUGCAGAUAAUGGGAUGGAUGUUGAUUUGGCAUCUGAGAGCGAGCAGUUACCCGCCAUAGAGGACUCGAGCAUGCCUGUACUGGUUGAAGAAGACGAUUCUGAUGAUGCAUAUGUGGAGGGACAAUCAGGCAGUGAUGAACCUAGUGAGGAUGAGGAAGCUCUAUUCCAAAAGUUUCUGCUCCGGCGUUGCAAGAUGAAGAAGGCUGGCUCCAAACUGAAGGAACGAGAGGGACCAGUGCAGCCUGAGUCGAAGCAGGUCAAGAAACGCCCUGUAACCAAGAUUUCUGUUGACAAGUUGGAAAUUCGCAAUAGUAUAACGGGUCUUCGCACAGUUGCACCAAAGCCAGCUGUCUAUCCAAUUGCCCAGACUAAAAAGCAUCCUCAAGGAUCUGAUAAUGAACAAAUUCCGGUUAAGCGUCCCAAGUCCAACAGCAUUGGUGGCCUCAUGUCCAAUUGGGAGAAGGUGUACCAACAAAGCGAGCCCAUGGCAUCUACAACUUCGCUGGCAGUUUCCAGUACAGGGGAUAAUGAAGACAAAAAUCAGCCCCAGGCUAUUGGUGAGUUUCACGAAGUCGAUGAUGUUGAGGUUGUCAGAGAAGCAAGAAAGGCAAAGUCCAAGUCUCAGAGUAAUGUCAAGGCCCAGGCAACCAACCAUGCCAUCAAGGUCGAAAAGAAAUCCAUCACGGUGGAACUGGAGUUAGCUAACAUCAACAAAAUUGAUGGGACGGAGCAUGGGAAACCCAAGUCGAGAAAGACCGCAUGGAAGUUCAAAGACUUGCCUCUUCCCACUGCUGCUGAUGUCAAGCUGUUCAAACAGAAUGUGGUGGUACCAAUCCUAGAUUGGACUGCAACACUUGAGAACCUCUUCAGCGCCAACAGCCACUCUGACUUGAGGCCGACCGUCAUUCGCUUAUGGACUGACACGUUUGCCCACCUGCCCAAGUAUCUCGAUGACGCGAAGAAGGAACCUCAUGCAGAGCAUCCGGCUAUCAUGGGUGUGAUACAAACGCAAAUCUGCUCACAUCACAGUGAAAUUGGGAAGGCUGCCAUGACGGCUUUAUCUCGAAACUGGAAGUAUGCAGAGUUCAAGGAAUGCAAGACAGCUGAACAGCGAGCUGCAUGGGUUCGAAACGCAGCCAAGAACAAGUGGUUCAUUUAUGAAAAGCCGGAGAAUUCUGCGGCCAAUGGAUGUGGAGCUUACCUUGGACGACUUAUCAUUGAAACGAUGGCCUACCACGUCCAGCGUACCAUCCACACUCCGAUUACAUCUGGACCACCAGCAGGCGCACUGGCACUUGCUGCCGCAGCGGUCAAGCGUGCGCUGCAAGUCUGGAAGAAAGGGGUCAACACGUUGGCCGGAAAACAGUCCAAGAAUUCUCCUGACAGUUUCGGCGAAGAUCCUUGGGGCGCAAUAGCGAAGCAGCAUUACAAGAACACCCGGGCACUAUCAAUGGAGAAAUGGAAUGAGAUUUACCUGCAUUGCCGGGAGUUUAGCGCAGGCAGGAAAGGGGAUGAUGAAGACUCAGAUGAAGAUUCGGGGGAAGAAAGCGAUGAAGUGGAUAUGUCUGAGUAA
Desarmillaria tabescens is the source of this 1980-nucleotide messenger RNA. RefSeq lists its product as uncharacterized. The coding region runs from base 1 to 1980 and encodes 659 amino acids. The record is from RefSeq and is a predicted model, not a curated record. NCBI's taxonomy places the organism in Eukaryota, Fungi, Basidiomycota, Agaricomycetes, Agaricales, Physalacriaceae. The transcript has 8 exons.